GAAAGGAGUUCGGCUGAUAUGGUGGUUAUGAGUGUAAACUAGAAUUUUAGAUCUCCCUUACUUAUUUAAAAUUCCUUCUAUAGAAAAUUUUUUAACCUUUAUAUUUUAAUGUAGAUCUUAAUUUUUUAAUUCAUCAUGUUAAAGCCCUCUAAAGCAACUAAUCGCCUUGACAAAAAUCGCAUAGAGAUUAAAAGCAAGCUCGAUGCCGAGUUCAGACGCUUUGGUUUGGAUCGGAGUGAGCCAUCUACAUUUGAAGAAUUUUAUAAUCUAAUAGAAAAAUUCCAUAAGCUGCAUGAAAUUCCAUUUACAAUCUGCUAUACUGAUCCUAAUCAUGGGGACUUGCUGCCUAUAAACAAUGAUGAUAACUUAGCUAGAGCUAUUAAUUCUGCUUGGCCACUUCUUAGGUUAUUUAUACAGAAGAAAGGCGAAAGUUGCGAGGAGCUCAAUGGGUAUGGCACAACUGGCAAACGGAAAAAGUUUCUUAGCCAGUAUUUAUUACAAUCUGUAACACCUAAAGGCCGUCCACACAUAUCUAUUAGCUUACCAGAAGAUUUUCGACAAGUGUCCUCCAUAAUAGAUGUAGAUGUCGUCCCAGAAACUUGUCGACGGGUGAGACUAGUGAAGCAUGGGUCAGAUAAGCCCCUCGGUUUUUAUAUACGUGAUGGUACGAGUGUACGGGUAACACCCCAUGGCCUAGAAAAAGUACCUGGAAUUUUUAUAUCGCGUCUCGUACCUGGUGGGCUUGCUGAAAGCACCGGACUGUUAGCUGUGAAUGAUGAAGUACUUGAAGUGAAUGGCAUUGAGGUGGCUGGAAAGACACUCGAUCAGGUUACAGACAUGAUGGUUGCCAAUUCAUCGAACUUAAUUAUAACUAUCCGUCCCGCCAAUCAGUCCAAUGUUGGCUUCCCACGUCGUGGGUCUGUUGGUCAUUCAUCGCAAAUGUCUCAUGGGUCUCAACAUUCCAAUCAGUCCUUACCCAGCGAUGAUGACCAUUAUGAAGAAGAUGAAAUUAGAGAUCACACUGUCUCAAUGUGUCAAGAUUCACCAGAGAAACCAUCAGUUGCUGAGGAUGAUGGUGUUGUCACACUUUGAUAAUUUUGUAUCAUUCUGUAAAGAACUCAUCUUGAUUGGUUGAUUUGCAUGCCUUCUAGGGUAGCUACAUUUUUCUAAGAACAGUGGAUAAUUCUUAGGCAAAUCAAUGAGUUUAAAAGAAUAUACAUUAGUACUUGUAUACUGAAUGUCUUGUGUGAUUGAUGAUAUUCCAAAGUUUAAAAAAUGUGAAUGUAUAUUUUUGUUAUCUGAUGGUAUACAUGUUUGUGAAUUAUUAUCCCUGUUCUGAGAAUAUUACGUCUUUGUAUACUAUUCCAAUACCUCUUGUGCCUUGACGGAACUUAUUAAUGGUCUGCUUCUGGGUUCCUGAUAUUAAUAAUAAUACUAAUUAUCAUACAUGGAUGUAAUGAUCCAGUUUUUAAUGGAAAAAAUUUUUACUAUGUAGGAUUUUAACUUUGAUUAUUAUUGUGUAAUAUUCACACUUUUUAGCUGAAUUGUUAUUUACUGUUGAAAGAACAAAUAUCCGUCCUUUUUUUAUAUUUAGGAAAACUCCAAUAUGUCUGCAAAUCCAGCCUCUUAAGGUAACUGAACCUCAACAUUACUAACAUUUCUUGCAUGCCUGUGUUAAUAUUUGUAACAAAAAUCUUAUGUGCAUGAAAAAUCUGUUUCUGUUCUUGUAACUUUAAUUUUUUGAAUCCUUUCUAAUAUUGUUUAACAUUUUCUGUCGUGUUCUUAUGAAGAGAGAUGAACGUUUGAGUUGAUGUGUAUCUAUUAGAUAAAAUUUGGAGAUAUGUAAUUAUUAAUUUAAAAAAAUGAAUGCUGCAUUGAUUAUUAUUACAGUUUUAUCAUCCAGUCUUUAAUCUUGUGGAUAUUAAUAAAUUUGUCAUGAUAUUAAAAAAAUCAUUGAUAUUUUAAAAAUCAGAGAGUAAAUUUUUAAUGUCUUAAUUUUUUUUUAUUUUUAAUUUGCUCUUUUUUUUUUUGCUUGAAUUCUAACUGUGACUUUUUUUUAUUCAAGAUUUUUGUUAAUUAUAUGAAUUUUAAUACAUAAUUUUCUGUUUUGCUUUUUAAUUUAUCAUUUGAAAAACAGUACAAUUUUUGCUUACUUGUUAUGAAUUUUUAAUCUUUUGAAUGUUACAAUAAGUUUUGUGAAUCUUUUUAUCUUUUCAGUAUGUAAGUAUAAACAUACAUAUUUUUUAAAUAAGAUUAUUGAUUUUAUGAUGGAAUCAUUUAGAUAUUUAUGUUUUCAGAUAAUUUCUUGUUAAAUGUGUUUCUAAUUCUUUUCAAUUUAAUUUCAGAAAUUUUAUUCAUGCUUUUGACAUGUGAAAACAUAAGCACUAUCUAGCCAGAUUUGUUUCUGGGAAAUACACAUAUUUAGAAUUUUUUGCUUAGAAGUUAGGUUUAUGUAUAUAUAUAUAUUUCAUUUAUUAAGUUCAGUUCUUGAAUUGAGUUCUGUAUUUUGAAAUAUCUUAAAUAUAAAUGUGAAAAAUUGUACAUUUAAAAACUUAAGAUAUCUUAACUAUGAUGGGACCUGUCAUUUAUUUUUAAGUAUUAAGCGAAUGAUUAAUGAACACCGAAUAUUUUGUAUUGUUUAUCUACUUUAAAGGGAUAAAUGUUUUAUAUUUGCCUUUUUACUUCUAACUUAUUUCUGAUAAUUCACAUAGUUUUAACUAGAAUUCACUGUUUUGUAAAUACUCUAAAUUCAGUGUUUAUUAAUCAUUUGAUUAUUUUAAAUUCAAGAUCUGAUAUUAAUUAUCUAAAGAUUAAUUAACAUUUGUGUUUAAGGAUUUGUCUUAUAUUUACUAGAUUGAUAGUUACAUGCAAAUUUAAAGCAUCCAAUUUAAUAUUUUUGGAUAAUAAAGUUAUUGCUUUCUUUGAAAUAAGGAAAACUGAGAUUAUAUUAAAGAAUUUUUGAAGUUUAAUAUUUUUGUGGGAAAACAAAUUCUAACUGAUAUUUUAUGCAUGCAUUUCCUUGCUCGUGUGUUAGUAUAUUUGAAAGAAUGAAUUGUUGAAGAUAUUUGUACUCUUCAGUUAGAAUUUGUUUUCAUUUAGUAAUUUAUGGUCGUUUACAUUGCUUGUAUUUAAAAAGUAUUAUGCUGAAUUGAACACUUGUUGUAUUUUAUGUCUGUUACACUUUUAAUGCAGUGUUUCUUUUAAGAAGUAUUUAUUUCAUAACCUGAAGUAUUCUGUUAAGCUUGUUUAUGUAGUAUUAAAAAAAAAAAACUGUCUAAAGUUGUAGCAGCUGUUAACUUUUCACAUAAAAACUUUGUUGUAAAUUUUAUAUUUUUACUAUUUUAGUGUUUAUAUGUGAAAAAAAACCCAUUAAAAUAUUAGUAAUUUUUAGUGUAAAAAUUAAUAUAAUUCAAUGCAAAGUGUUGAAGUUUGUUUUUACUAUGCAUUCUUUAAAAGUCCGAGUCUGCAUAGGGAGUUGUGAGCAUCUUAAAGACUGUGAUGUAUUGAUGUACAAUGUAAAACUCGCUAUUUUUCAAGCUCAAGACUUUAGUGAAAAGGGUAAUUUUCUGCUCUUGUUCAAUAUUUUUAUCUAUUUCUCAUUUCUUAUGCAUUCUUAACUUUUUUAAAAUGUGCAUUACUUUGAAAUCAUUGCAAUAAAAUCUUAGUAUUUAUUUUUUA
Molecule: messenger RNA, 3678 nt
Organism: Argiope bruennichi
Lineage: Eukaryota; Metazoa; Arthropoda; Arachnida; Araneae; Araneidae
Gene: par-6
Product: partitioning defective 6 homolog gamma-like
Exons: 3
Coding region: 136-1092 (318 amino acids)
Biological process (GO): centrosome cycle
Molecular function (GO): protein binding
Source: RefSeq, a predicted model, not a curated record